Strongylocentrotus purpuratus (purple sea urchin) is the source of this 1006-nucleotide messenger RNA. It is a transcript of the gene lsm3, whose product is annotated as U6 snRNA-associated Sm-like protein LSm3. Gene Ontology annotation, molecular function: RNA binding. Lineage: Eukaryota; Metazoa; Echinodermata; Echinoidea; Camarodonta; Strongylocentrotidae. Gene Ontology annotation, biological process: P-body assembly; mRNA splicing, via spliceosome. The record is from RefSeq and is a predicted model, not a curated record. Gene Ontology annotation, cellular component: U4/U6 x U5 tri-snRNP complex; P-body; catalytic step 2 spliceosome. The transcript has 4 exons. Bases 82 to 399 code for a protein of 105 amino acids.
UAUUUUUUGUUUUUUACAGCCGUGACGAAAUUAUAACAUAUUGGCUUGAUCAUAAACUAUUUUCUAAGGUCAGCAGCAACUAUGGCGGAAGAAUCAGAAGCCCCCAGCCAACCAGCCAAUACCGUGGAAGAACCACUAGAUCUCAUCAGACUUAGUCUGGAUGAAAGGAUCUAUGUCAAGAUGAGGAAUGAUAGGGAACUCAAAGGCAGACUUCAUGCUUAUGAUCAGCAUCUCAACAUGAUUCUUGGUGAUGUUGAAGAAACUGUGACAGCCGUGGAGAUAGAUGAAGAAACUUAUGAAGAAAUAUACAAGAGUACUAAACGGUCAAUUCAGAUGUUGUUUGUCCGAGGUGACGGGGUGAUUCUUGUCUCCCCUCCAUUGAGAUCGGGGACAUUAUAGCAUUCAGAACAUCAAUGGCUAGACAGCGUUCACCAUUCUGUAUAAAAACUUAGGAUGUAUAAACUGUAUUUCUUAUGUUCUAAACAUCAAUCAUGUAACAAUAGAGAGUUUUGUUGCCUCAGCUGCAAGAAGAUAGGAAGACACUCACACAACGGAUACAUUAAUUCAGUCUGUUUAGUCACAAUUUUAUUUAUUUAUUUUUAAUAUAUUUUUUUUAUUGUACAUUGUUUUGAGAUGGAGCACAAAUUGUGUAAGGUUUAAUCAGGGAUGCCAGUUUUCAGGCAAUAACCUCAAUUCAGGCCCUGGUGAGUUACUUUCAGACCAUAGUUUAGGUUUUUUUGUGUACUACAAAAUAGCUCAUUCUAGGUGAUUUUCAGGCCCUCUGAUCAAUUCUAAAUGGCAUCCCUGUCUAAUAUGUACAAGGACUUCCUGAAGGGACAUUGUUUAUGAUAUAGUGAGAUCAAGAGCAUCACAGUUUGUAUUGUCAAUCAAUGAGAAAAAGCAUGACUCAGUAGUUGAAUCAGUUUAUAUUUUGUGUUUCUUGUUUGAACUGUGUUAUUUUUAUCUCUUGAUGACAACUAUUAAAAGUAGUCCUCUGUAUUCAAAA